Molecule: messenger RNA, 813 nt
Organism: Papaver somniferum (opium poppy)
Lineage: Eukaryota; Viridiplantae; Streptophyta; Magnoliopsida; Ranunculales; Papaveraceae
Exons: 3
Coding region: 1-813 (270 amino acids)
Biological process (GO): rRNA base methylation
Cellular component (GO): cytoplasm
Molecular function (GO): rRNA (uridine-N3-)-methyltransferase activity
Source: RefSeq, a predicted model, not a curated record
AUGGGCAACUUUUUCUCAAACACCUCUGAAAGAGCAUGUAAGGAAGACAAUAUUAACAAAGAUGAAAGUUGUAGUAGUACUGUUUCAUCCGCAAAUGAGUGGUAUCAAAAACCAACCCCAGUUCCAAUUCGAGAUUCAACUAGAUCGAAUAUCUUAACCAGAGAAAUAAGAGAAAUUCAUAGAACACAAGAAGUAGUAGUGAAGAAAAGAGAGGGUCAUGAUGUUGAACUGAAAACUACUUCUGAUCUACAAAAAGAGAAAAAGAAAAGUAGUGAAGGAACCAUAACACACUACAAUAGGUCUCAAAGGAUACUAUUGGUUGGAGAGGGUGAUUUUUCAUUCUCAGCUUGCUUAGCGAAUGCCUUCGGCUCUGCUACAGACAUGGUUGCUACCUCUUUGGAUACGGAAGAAACGCUACUGGAGAAAUAUUCAGGCGCUAGGAAAAACAUAAGGCAGCUCCAGAAGUUGGGAUGCCUUGUUUUACAUGAAGUUGGUGUUCAUGACAUGUUAUAUGACUCAGAUUUAAUGAACAUGAAGUUCGAUCGCAUUGUCUUCAAUUUCCCACAUGCUGGUCAUUUUCCUCCGUUAUAUGAAACUGAUGGCUUUCUCAUCGAGAUGCAUAAGAAGCUCUUACUGGGAUUUUUCAAGAGUGCGAGUAAGAUGUUGAAUAAAGCUGGUGAAAUUCAUGUCUCACACAGGAAUGAUUUCCCAUACAACCAAAGGGAGAUCAAGAAACUUGCCAACGAUGCUGGUCUUCAAUUGAUAGGAAAAGUGAAAUUUCAAAAAUCUGACUAUCCGGGUUAUAGCAACUAG